Syngnathus typhle (broad-nosed pipefish) is the source of this 2376-nucleotide messenger RNA. It is a transcript of the gene dolpp1, whose product is annotated as dolichyldiphosphatase 1. Gene Ontology annotation, cellular component: endoplasmic reticulum membrane; intracellular membrane-bounded organelle. NCBI's taxonomy places the organism in Eukaryota, Metazoa, Chordata, Actinopteri, Syngnathiformes, Syngnathidae. Gene Ontology annotation, molecular function: dolichyldiphosphatase activity. Bases 84 to 800 code for a protein of 238 amino acids. The transcript has 8 exons. Gene Ontology annotation, biological process: lipid biosynthetic process; protein N-linked glycosylation. The record is from RefSeq and is a predicted model, not a curated record.
UGGCCCCAAGGACUCUCGCUGCUCGCCAUUGGCUGGCCUCACGCGAUGGGCGUGUCUUGACCGGUGGUUGCGUCCGGGUAAAGAUGGCGUUGGAAGAGCAGUGCUCGGCGCCACCUCGAUGGCGGUCCAUAUCGCUAACACACGUCGAGUUUGCCGAGGAUGACCUGACGGGACACCUGCUGGCCUACAUCAGCCUUCUGCCUCUUGCCAUCCUGGUGGGCUUUGUGACCCUCAUUGUUUUUAAACGGGAGCUGCACACGAUCUCCUUCUUUGGUGGGCUCACCCUCAACGAGGCUGUGAACUGGAUACUCAAACACCUACUCCGAGAGCCGCGGCCAUGUGCAGGGACUCAUUCGGCGAUGAGCAGCGACUAUGGGAUGCCGUCCAGUCAUUCCCAGCUCAUCUGGUUCUUUGUUGUUUACUUUUUUCUUUUUCUUUAUUUAAGAAUGCACCAGACCAACAACGCUCGCUGCGUGGACCUCCUGUGGAGACACGUCCUGUCCGUCGUCCUGUUGGCCGUGGCCUUCGCCGUCUCCUACAGCAGGGUGUACCUGCUGUACCACACGUGGAGCCAGGUGUUCUACGGCGGCGUGGCGGGCAGCGUCAUCGCCGGGCUCUGGUUCUUCAUCACGCAGGAGCUGCUCACCCCGUUGUUCCCCAAAAUAGCGGCAUGGCCUGUAUCCGAGUACUUCCUGGUGCGCGACACCAGCCUGAUUCCCAACAUCUUGUGGUUCGAGUACACGGUGACGCGUUCGGAAGCCAGAAACAGACAACGAAAGCUGGGCACAAAACUCCAGUGAGCCCCUCGCACGCAUUUGACAGAAAAACACUGGAGGACUUGCGGACUCGAGUUGACGGGUAGAAAAAAAACCAAGCGGGGAGGCACUGGCUUGUACACGCACACGCACGCACACACGCACGCCUCGUCCUUGUACAGCUCGUUGGUGCAUGCCACGCCGUGCGAGAGGCCAACUAUUUAAACAAUAGAUGAAAUAUUUGAAGUGAGCGCACACUGAUGGGGUCACCUGACCUCCCAGGAGCUGAACUGCAGGCUUUUCUUCACAACUAAUUGUCACACUGCAGCAAUUUUUUAAUCUUCUGACACAAACCUGAGUUUUUCCCCUUAAUGCUGAAGAAAUUUGUGAUUUCGAGGGAAACAAAUGCACUUUGUAAAAAAAAAAAAAAAAAAAGAAUGACGCCCCGGUUAAAUGUUAAGGAACCAUUGGAACAGUCUGCCGACGGGGUGGCCCAACACUCGCGGACGGUGGGGCCACCGUAAAGUUGGAUCUCCCUGUCGUGCUUUGCUUUGCACACUUAUCCAAAUUGCGCUUCGAUAUUAACGAGUUCUUUUGGUAUCACCGAACUUUCUGGAAUUUGCGACAACCUUGAAUGGUAAUGACUUUUUCUUUCCUCAUCAUCCUUUUUGAAUGUAUUUGCAGUUUUUUUUUACAAGUGAAAUUGUAAUACAAGAAAUGAAAUGUAGCCGUACAUUUCAGUGAAUCGGUGAGUUCAUUUCAGUAGUUCGCUUGAGACGGACAGUUAGCGAAACGAUUAUUUUCUCCAACUCAAGCCCAAACCGUUUCCGCCGGUCAGUGUCAUACACCAAACCAAACUUGAAGCGUAGUGUAAAAAGAAUACCUACAUUGACCAUAUUUGGACGUGCAGUGUUUUUGCCCGAUAGCGAAGAUAAGAAACAGUCAAAUAGAUUUUGAAUUGUUGUUAAAACGAUGUUUCAUUUUCUCUUGAGUGGAUGUCUCAUUUACACAUUUGGCUUUUGAGCUACUGAAAUGAAGCUUUUUCUAUGAACUCAAUUCAGUAUUUUAUAACUUUUUUUUUCCCCGUUACCUUCUUUGAGAAGAAUUACUGCAGUAAAUUUCCUUUCAUUGCCAUUUAUUUGUCCAAUUUCAAGAUUUUUCUUUCGCCCCCCCCUCAGUUUUACUCUUCAUGAACGUUUGUGUGCAAAUCCAAGUUUACAGAGAAGCAGGUCAUUUUUGGACCAAGGUGAUUUUGAUUUGCUUUUUAUGCCUCAUUUGCGUCUUGGAGUUUUUUUUUUUUUUUUUUAAAGAAUUUUGUAAUGAUCAUGUUCUUGUUCAUAUAAGUUUUUUUUUUGUACAUUUCUAAGACAACACUCUGCAUCCUUUUCAAGAGCGCUUAAAUCCUGUUUUUUUUUUUUUUUAUAUGAAAAAAAGAAUCAUUUUUGAAGAAAGGGAAAAAAUGAAUAAAAAUCCAUAAACAAGGCUGGUUGUAGCAUGUGAUGUGGAAUUCCGACCACUCCCGAUCCGAGUGUCAUAUCAGUAUCAAAAAGGGAAAGAGAAAUAUUAUUUCCUUGUGUAUUCUCUAUCAGGCUGAAUAAACGUGUUGACGUACAAAGUUCCA